UCCCACAAUGCACCGCACAAUGGCCCGACCGCCGCCACUACCGGGGCCUGAACGGGCCUGGCGGAGCCCGAGCGCGGCCCGGCCCGCAGCGCGGGGCCCCGAGCGCGAACCACACAACCCAUUUUGAGGCUUCCGUCAAAUACCCGGUUCUGGAGAACCCCAGUGAAGAGAUUGUUUUCUGAAGGCUGCGUUGGAGGCUGUGACAGAGCAGAGAGCCCAUGUGGAGCUGAUGGGGAGGCUUUCUGAAUAACAUGGCCCUUCGCCAUUAGUCUUGCCAUGACCACAUUUUUCACCAGCGUCCCCCCCUGGAUUCAAGAUGCAAAGCAGGAGGAGGAAGUGGGCUGGAAACUAGUUCCCAGGCCUCGGGGCCGGGAGGCGGAGAGUCAAGUGAAGUGCCAAUGUGAAAUCUCGGGGACGCCCUUCACGAAUGGGGAGAAGCUGAGGCCUCACAGCCUCCCCCAUCCAGAGCAGAGACCGUAUAGCUGCCCUCAGCUGCACUGUGGCAAGGCUUUUGCCUCCAAGUACAAGCUAUAUAGGCACAUGGCCACCCACUCAGCACAGAAACCCCACCAGUGCAUGUACUGUGAUAAGAUGUUUCACCGCAAGGACCAUCUGCGGAACCACCUGCAGACCCAUGACCCCAACAAAGAGGCCCUUCACUGUUCUGAGUGCGGUAAGAAUUACAAUACAAAGCUAGGCUACCGGCGCCACCUGGCUAUGCAUGCCGCCAGCAGCGGUGACCUCAGCUGUAAGGUGUGCCUGCAGACCUUUGAGAGUACCCAGGCCCUGCUGGAGCACCUGAAGGCCCACUCACGCCGAGUAGCAGGCGGUGCCAAGGAGAAGAAGCACCCCUGUGACCACUGUGACCGGCGGUUCUACACUCGCAAGGAUGUGCGGCGGCACCUGGUGGUGCACACGGGCCGGAAGGACUUCCUGUGCCAGUACUGUGCCCAGCGCUUCGGCCGCAAGGACCACCUGACACGUCAUGUCAAGAAGAGCCACUCACAGGAGCUGCUCAAAAUCAAGACAGAGCCAGUGGACAUGUUAGGCCUACUUAGCUGCAGCUCCACGGUCAGUGUGAAGGAGGAGCUGAGCCCUGUGCUGUGCAUGGCCUCUCGGGACGUGAUGGGGGCCAAGGCCUUCCCUGGCGUGUUGCCCGUGGGCAUGUAUGGCGCCCACAUCCCCACCAUGCCCAGCCCAGGCGUGCCCCACUCCCUGGUGCACGGCACGCUGCCCGUGGGUAUGAGCUACCCGCUGGAAUCCUCGCCCAUCUCUUCCCCAGCUCAGCUUCCUCCAAAAUACCAGCUUGGAUCUACCUCAUACUUGCCUGACAAAUUGCCCAAAGUGGAGGUGGAUAGUUUUCUGGCGGAGCUUCCUGGAAGCCUCUCUCUCCCGUCCGCUGAGCCCCAGCCCGCCUCACCUCAGCCGGCGGCGGCAGCAGCGGCCCUCCUAGAUGAGGCUCUGCUCGCCAGGAGCCCCGCCAGCCUCUCUGAGGCCCUCUGCGCCGCCAACGUGGACUUCUCCCACCUGCUGGGCUUUCUCCCCCUCAACCUCCCCCCGUGCAACCCGCCGGGGCCCGCAGGAGGCCUGGUCAUGGGCUACUCCCAGGCCGAGGCGCAGCCCUUGCUCACCAGUUUGCAAGCACAGCCUCAAGACUCCCCCGGAGCUGGGGGGCCGCUGAACUUUGGACCUCUGCACUCCUUGCCUCCGGUCUUCACAUCUGGCCUGAGCACCACCACCCUGCCUCGUUUCCACCAGGCGUUCCAGUAGCCCCCAGGGAGGCCCUUGGUCCAGGCUUGGGCUCCGUCAGGGAGCCUCUGUGCCCACCCUGUCUGCCUCCCCCACGAAGGCAGCUGAGCUUUCAGAGCUGGGUUCAAAAAGAAAAAAUUCCAGUAUCUAUAUGGAGCACUUGGUUUGGGGGUUCAAGGCUCCAGGAUCAGUUCCAGGAGGAGCCCUGAGCCCCAGCCCCAUGAAAAGAUCUCAUACCAUAGAACUUCAGGUAUUUUUACUUUUACUUUUUUGAUCUGAAUCGGGAGCCACACUCAGCCCUCUCCCCCUCCAAAACGUCAGAAGCGCUUUCUCUUCGGAGAAGGAGGCAGUCUCUUGGAGACAGAGGGUUUCACUUUGGAUGACCUCGAGAAAAAUAGCCCAAGAAGCCCGUCUCCUGGUCCCAACUUGCAGACCCCACAGCAGUUGGUCGGGCCCUGCUGCAGAGAAAGGGUCACUUGGCUCCAUCACCUGCUUCCAGCCAGUGGGCAGGAGAGAGGGCCUCUUCCUCCCACCGCCCCCGUCCCUCCUGUACCGACACCUCCACUUCCAGUCAGUGUUGUCCAGCAACGGCACCGUUUACACAGUCGUCUCAGACACACCAUUCACCUCCCUUGCCAAGCUGUUAGCCUUAGAGUGAUUGCAGUGAACAUUGUUUACACGCCGUGAGUCCAUUCCCACCAGUCCAUUCCAGUUGGCACCAGCCGGAACCACUUGGUACCUGGUGUUAACUGGAGCCCUGUUUACAAGGCGGAGUCGGGUCUCGCUGACUUCUCUUCACUUGAGGUCAUGUUUUUCCCCUGUGGGGAAAUAAACUGACUUUGGACUGCUUCAGUCUCUGCCAUCUUCCAUGACUGUGUCUGUUCCUGCCUUCCUCGGCAGUGUCCGUGAGACAGGCAAGAAGACUGGAGCCGUUUUCUCACAGGUCUUCAGUUCUGUUUUUCUCCAAGUACAUCAUGACCCCACCCCCUCCCCGUGAGCUGGAGAGGGGGGACCUGAAAGGCAGGCCCGCUGCUUUUGCUCUCACUCCCCGACCCUACCCCAGACAUCAUGAACUGUUAUCCUUAGUCUCGGAAGGAGGGACUCAGGUUCUAAGCUGGUGUGCAUAGCAAAGGAGAGGGUGUAAAGCCCUGAUUUUGUCUCCUAUUUAUCCCUUUUCCAGGAAGUUGUGGAAUUGUUGGAAGAAGAGUUUUCAGGAAGUUAGGGCUGGGCAGAUAGUUGAGUCCUAACCUGUGGGUAUGUCAUUGGCUCCCAUACUAACCUUUUCUCCACAGUGUCCCCCCCCCCCCCACUCCUUUGCAGUUACCGUGGACUCGGGGUCACUGUGCAUAGGCCUCUCUGCUCUCCAUCAAAGAAAUUCCACCUUCUGCUUGUACCCCCACCACCACCACCUAGCCCCGAUACUUAGCAGGGUUUCUUGCAACAGAUGAUCUGGCUUGUGGGGCUCCCUGCCACAGACAGUGCAGCCCUUGCCCAGCCGAACCCCAUCCCUGCUUCAUUUCUCGGUUUUGGAUGGGCUUCGCUCUUCCCACUCACGGGAGGGAGGCAGCUCAGGGACCACUGAUGUGGGACCCUCAUGAGACACCUCCACUCUGAUUCAGAAACACACUUCUACCUCUUUACUGUUAACUCCUACAAGUGCAGCCAGUAGUUUCUGGGCACCUCUCAGCCGUGCCUCAUGCUGGCUUCUCCACGAGGGUUUCAGGACAAACUACCAAGGAACUGCCUCAGCCUCCUCCCAGUCCUCCUACUCUCCCUUCUAGAAAUCACUUUGCUUUAUCAUCAGGAACUGAGCAGGUCCAAGACCCAGGCUUCUGCUUCAGCCCAGGCCAGUACUCUUUGAGUUGAAAACCUUAAAAUGUAGCUCCCUGGUCCUUAAUUGGAAGCAAUGUGGUGUGAAUAAGCACGUUUUGAUUUAGGCAGGGUAGCUUGGGAUACCUUUUAAAAAAAACAACAAACCAGAUACAAAAAUGUCUGGCAAGGUUAGAAUCAGACUAGAUGAUUUGCUUCUAAAAAUUAGUUUCAGUGAGUCCCAGGGACUAAUUAAGGUUUAUUUUUAAAAGCGUCCCCCUUGGUACGCAGCCACCUCCUGCAUGCUGUGCAUGUUACUGGGACUCGUAUUACAGGAAAUGGCAGGUGAGGGUCCAAGCAGGACUCGGUGCUGCCAUUCUUCUUAUUGUCUCUGGUCCUCAUCACUAGACCCAGCAGCCCUUUACCUGCUCCUGGCCACCUUCCCUGCAUCCCACGUUCAUAGAGGCAGGUGGGCCUCUGGCCACAGAAUAGACAGUCUCAGGCUUAGAGGAGUCCACUCUUCUUGCCUGUCCUUUCCUGUCUCUUCCUUGAAUUCUCUGGCCCAUUAGUGAUGCUGGGAAACUCCUAGAACAGGCAGAGCGACUAUUUAAAGCCUUGUAACUGGGGCCUUGCCCCGUCCCCCCUUUCCAUCCUGCCCCUCUUUUCCUUCAGUGCCCUCACCACACACAAGGAAUUUCUCUAUCACUGUGAACUUUGCUGGUACAGAGGAACAUCUGCCUUCACCUUUUUUUGGACCAUAGUCACCCAGCCGUUUCUUAAACUUCCCUUCCCCAAAUUUAAGGAGGAAAAAAAAAAAAAGGGCCUUAUUGGCCUGGUUGUUCGAAGGA
Messenger RNA from Lutra lutra (Eurasian river otter), 4406 nucleotides. It is a transcript of the gene PLAGL2, whose product is annotated as PLAG1 like zinc finger 2. Gene Ontology annotation, molecular function: DNA-binding transcription activator activity, RNA polymerase II-specific. The transcript is spliced from 4 exons. NCBI's taxonomy places the organism in Eukaryota, Metazoa, Chordata, Mammalia, Carnivora, Mustelidae. The record is from RefSeq and is a predicted model, not a curated record. Bases 277 to 1770 code for a protein of 497 amino acids.